Messenger RNA from Entelurus aequoreus (snake pipefish), 1639 nucleotides. RefSeq names its product carbonic anhydrase XII (gene ca12). Gene Ontology annotation, molecular function: carbonate dehydratase activity; zinc ion binding. Bases 2 to 1387 code for a protein of 461 amino acids. Gene Ontology annotation, cellular component: plasma membrane. The transcript is spliced from 9 exons. The record is from RefSeq and is a predicted model, not a curated record. Lineage: Eukaryota; Metazoa; Chordata; Actinopteri; Syngnathiformes; Syngnathidae.
GAUGCCUUUCAUGGGGAGAUGCUACUUUGUGUUUCACUGUAUCCUGUGGGGCUGUUGUUGCAACUGUAGAAGUGGAUGCUUUAUGAAGGGUCAAAGAGGUGCCACAUGGGGGUACACCAGGUCAAAUGGAGAAAGUCAGUGGUUGAAAAACUUUCCUUACUGUGGUGGAGCGGUGCAGUCGCCAGUGGACUUCAAGACAGAGAAGCUGGUGUUCGACCCUACUUUACUUCCAAUUGGGGUUCACAACUAUGCCUUGCCAGCUAGUGAAGAGCUCGUUCUAGGAAACAACGGACAUACACUACUUCUAUCACUCCCGUCAACAAUGUACAUUUCAAACCUGCCUCAACGCUACUCUGCAGCCCAGCUGCACCUCCACUGGGGCUCAGUCACCAGGCCUUUGGGCUCCGAGCACACGGUCAACAGCAAGCAGUAUGCUGCAGAGCUGCACAUUGUACACUUCAACUCUGAGAAGUACACUGACGUGGCCAUGGCUUUUGACAAGUCUGACGGUCUGGCUGUGCUGGGUAUUUUCAUUGAGAUUGGUGAGUUUAAUCCAGCCUACGACAAAUUCAUCAAGCACCUCAGUAAAAUCUCAAACAAAGGGACAAAAACAAAAAUCCCUGCCUUCAACAUCAGAAAGCUCAUGCCUACUCGUCUGGAUGAGUAUUACCGCUAUGACGGCUCACUGACAGCUCCUCCAUGCUACGCAAGUGUACUGUGGACCGUGUUCAAGAAUCACGUCACCAUCUCUAAGGAGCAGUAUAAAACCUUGACGACAGCUCUCUUUGCCUCCGGAGCCAAGCAGAACACACCUGUUCCUCUUAUAGGCAACUUCAGGAAUCCGCUGCCCACUGAAAACCGAGUUGUCCUGACGUCCUUUGAGGCUGGAGUGACCAAAAUUCAGUAUGCCACGUGUCCAUUCAAGAGGAAGGCCAUUGUCAAGCAGCUGCUGCACGGUGACUUUGAUGAAGUUAUAGAACAUGGGCUCCUCACUCCCAGUGCUGCCAAACUGCUUCUCCAACAGCAAGUGAAGACACCACCAAAGACACUCAAAGAUCAAGUGGUAGCAAUAACAAGUAAGCUGAAGAAGAUGAAGGAAAUUGCCAAUCCAAUAUUAGCCUUUGGCACUUUGCUGCAACUGAAGUCCCUUGAAGCCAAACAAUCCACGACCCAAGUGAGUCUGCCUGCCGCUCUCGGCAAGGCAAUUCUGCCUAAACUCAACCUGAGGAGUUACCUGACCUGUAAGGCAUCCCUUGCUCCUGCGACCAUCAGAUAUCUGGUCAGUGGCGGGCCCCUGGAGAUAGACACUGAGGAUUCAUUCCUGCUUGACCCAUACAUCAGUGGCAGUAGUAUUCUGUAUCCCUGGCUUUUUUCAAUGGAGGACUAGAGAGAUUCCCCACAUAGUAGAGGCUCCUACGUCGUGUUCUGUCACUGCCUUGUGUGCCUUGCAUAAUAAAAGACUACUUCUUCAUCUUCUGGUAAACUUUUGGACUUCCAGGAUGUGUAGUCAAAGUUAAAUUAUUCAUCCAAGUUCAUGCACAUAUUCAGAAUACAUACUUUUGUAACCAUUUAAAGUCUGAAAGUGUGUACCCACUGAAAUAUUGGUCAUUAAUAUUGAUCUGUAAUUAGUGUUUUUUUA